GUGCUUCCCCACAUCGGCUUUGAUGACAGCUGAAAAGUGACUCUGAGACCUGGAGAGGAGCUACGUGCCUGAGUGACGGCAAUCAGAGGCAGACAUGGAAAGUUUGAGUAAAAAUGUGGGGAAGGGUUUGGCAGGAGGCUCAGUUAGACCUGCCACAUUCAGUUUUGYGCCCGUGGUGAGCAAGCUGCCAAAUUCAAUUAAAGGAAUUCUUAAAAAAGACGAGACAUCUGCAGGAAAAUCAGACAAGAACGAGGCCAUGUCCUACGAGAAGACAGCCGGGGGCGGCAUGUCAGCGGGGGAACCUUUCAAAGCAGAGAUGGUCUUUAUCAGGGACUUUGUGGAAACAGAAAAAGCAAAUAUAACCCGACUGGGAGCAGAACCUCAAUUGCGGUCUCUACCAGAUCACAGGAACUCYUCUCAAACCAGAGCUCCUCCUUCAGUCGACGCUCAGUCUGAAAAUACCCCUGACCAUGCAGCCGUGGGGACGGUCUCCAUGGGAUCAGCUGUUGAUAAACACAGGGGCAGUUCCCGGCAGCAGUGUCACAAUAUCUCUGGACAUUCUGAAGACACACUGGCUUGCUUUACGCACGAGAGGCCUGUUCCAGAAGACAGAACGAGCCCCACCAGCUCCCCAGACCUGUUCCCCACCCCGGCCUCGUCCCGCGAGUCUAUCCUAAUGUCCCCGACCUCUUUCAGCCGAACGGUUUCUCCGUGCUCGUCCGUUCGCUCGGGUGUCUUCUCUCCUUCAAUCAUCCGGAUCAAGAGGCACACUCUGGCUUCUGGAUCUAGCCUGAUUAGCACCCCCCAGACCUGUUUCUCAUCUUGCGACAGUUUGUCGUCUUCCUGUACGCAGACCCCCACCCCCCGGCACCGACCUCCCGUCACCCGCCUCUCCCUCCUGACUGCCAUCCUCAGGAAAGGUCGUCUCCCUGUCCUGUCUUCCCCGCUGCAGAGACCCUACACCCCCUGCUGGCCUGUCAAUCCCGUGACCCUGUCCUUCUGUAAGGCAUGCUCUGCUGCCUCCAGCGUGGCGUCCAUUCCCUUUGAGUUUUCCUCCCGGUUCUCCUCGUCCGCCUCCAUAGACGGUCAGAGCCACGUUUGCAGGGAGGCCGCUGUUUCCCCGACCGUGGAGUUGAGCGCUCACGACAGAAAAUGCCCUCAAGCUCAGGUGAACCUUAGACAGACGCAGGUGAUUUCUCCUCCGCCGACAAAGAGCAAACGCCCUCAAGCGCCUUUGUUUUCAAGUGUCACCGCCGUUUCUCCACCGAGGCGUGAUAACUCUGAAAGAACACCACACAGAUCCGUCUUGCAUGAGCCGAGGCCCGGCAACACGUUCCUCAAGGACUACGCCGAUAAUGGCAUCAGAAAUCUCACCUCCUCACCCUCUGAACAUAAAAGUGAGCCUCCCGUCCCCCAGAGCUGGACUCGUCAACCGGCUUCAUCUCUCUCACGGCUCCAGAUGCUCUCUCAGCAGCUGAGAUCUCCGCCCGUCUCCCCAUCUUCCCAUUCACACAGCUCACCUCACCCUGUUUGCGCAGACGCCGCACCCCCCCGCCCUCAUUCAACUCCAGCCACCAAGGCUGGAGGGUUCGAGUCGGUGGGGGGCUGGCCCGGAACCAGGAGUACCACUCCCUCCAAAGCUGUCCACAAAACCCACUGCCUGUCUCCUUCUCGAUACAAACCCAUUGUCCUCUCUGGGUGGGUGACCCCCGCAGACUCCCCCACACCCACACCCUCCCCUGCUCCGCAAGUCAGAGACUUCACCCCGUCUCCGUCCUUGUCCCUGCGCUCCACUCCCUCGCCAAGGCCGGGGAGUGGGAUUUCAGACUGCAGCGACAGGGAUGGUAAAAAAAGAAAGACACACAAGAUUAAGCUGAGCUACAAGUCGCUCGCUGCGAUUCCCACAAACACCAUCCUGUUGGAUCAACAAGUGAUUGAUGAGCAGGUAGAGCAGAAUCCCAGUGACUCACAGGACAAACUUGUUACAGACACCCACUCAGAGAUGUGCUCUCCGGCUGAGCUCCGGCAAAAGUCAGAUCAGCUGUACGCGGUUAUUGAUGAAAUACUGGCAAACGCCAUUCCUGAAAAGACCUCAAGGUCACCGAUCACCGUUGGUUCCCAGCAGAACUCUUCAUUGUCGAAAUCCUUGGGGCGUGAAACCAAAUAUGCAUCUUUGUGCAGCUUGCACCCAUCUGCCUGUAAAGAAAGAAACAUGAUGUUUCCUAAAAAGACAAAACUUGGAGUGGUUCGCCCAAUGACAGCCAUUCCAAGACUGACAGUGAAGGAUGAGGAUGAAUUUCAGUCCAGUCCUUACGGGCAGCUUUUCAAGCAAACUUCAGCUGACAAGAAAAAGGUGGAAAGCAUCAGUCUUGAAGAAACGCGGACAGAUUUGUUGUCAAACUCAAAAGGAAGAUUGUUGAAAGAAGAAACGAUGCCAGAAAGACGAGGUUUAUUCUCUUUGUGCGAGUUGCACAUAAAAGAGCCCGGUGAGCACAUCGGUCCUCCCGGACAAAAGGCAGCGACGUCUUUCAGUGCUACAGAGAAGAAUAUGGAAACGUUUGAAGCUUGUAUCUGAAGCGAAAAGUUCUUUCAUGAUUUCCGUAAACAGUAACCUAGUGAGACACAGACCAUCACAGCUGAAAAUGAAUAAUUUGUUGAUUCUAUGACAAUAAAAAURAAAAAAGGACUUAACCAGAACAAAUUAAAGGGUUGCUCAUAUUUGAACCCCUUAUUAUGUGAGUCUUUUAAUUUAUUGUGUUAUUUGUUAAUUAAAAUUCUGAAAAUUUAAAUUAUUUUUAAUCAGUUUUUCAUUUCCGAAUGUGAUGGACAAAGAUGGUCUUCUGUCUGACUUUCUUCUGCUUUCUUUUGACGUGUUAAAACCCAACAGGCAUUAAUUGGCUUUAAUAGAAAUCUGACGGCUAUUUUAAGCUGCCAAACUGAGCCUGGAAURGAAAUCUGGCUCUGACAGCUGAACGGUGCCACAAUGUUUCCUAAAAAGAGAAAUCCGAGUAUAAAUAAAUAAAAGUCAUGAGAAAGCACCAGGGGUUAAUUCAGAYAUGAUGCUGACAUGUUCAGUUGCCAACAGAUUAAUGAAAAGCAGAGCAUGCCUCAAAGGGGCUUAGACUGAGAAUAGAAAACACAUUUAAUUUAAAAAAAAAAAAGCUUACAGAGCUGCAAAAGUUACCUUAAACUUUGAUCCAGACACUUGGAAGUCAGAUCAGCGUCUGAAUAUUUGAMAAGUGAAAGAACUGAACUGCACAAAUAAGCAAAUUUCCAUUUCAUCAGCUGACAUAGGUUUCACAAUUUGUUUUUUAAAUAAAAAAAUAUCAAAAGGAAAAACUAAAUAAGGGGUCUCAUCACUGKUGGCGCCUUCAGCACUAGGUUAGUUCGCAGUUCAAGUGUGAAGCGGUCGGGAUGAGAGUCAKUUCCUUUGAAUUAUGAGGCCWYGGUUCUCGACUGGAAAGAAUGAGAUCCUGGAUACGUGUGGCUGAAAGGAGCUUCCUUGGUACAGUGGUUCAGCCUUAGAGAUAGGGUGAGGAUUUCUAUCAUCCAGGGGGAUGAUAGGGGGAGUAGAGCUGCUCCUCCACGUCGAAAGGAGUCAUUUGAGGUGGUUCAGGCAUCUGAUUAGGACACCUUUAGAGGUGUUACGUCCCACUGGUAGGAGGCCCUGGGGACAAUCUAGGACUCACUGGAGGGAUUAUGUAACCUCUCUGGCUCAGUAAUGCCUCAAGAUCCUCAGGAUGAGCUGGAAAGUGUCUCUGGGCAGAGGAAUGUUUGGGUUUCUUUCCUGGACCUGUUGCCUUUGCAACCUGACUAUGGAUAAGUGGCCAAAGAUGGAUGGAUGGAUGGAUGGACAGCUACAGUAAAUAUAAAACUUAUUUUACUCAUCUUUAGCUUCGUUGUUGGUCCCCCCUUUUUUUCUUUGUGAUUCUUACUGAACAGUUUCAGACUGAUAAAACAAUAAAAAGUACUUUCUACACAAACA
Messenger RNA from Austrofundulus limnaeus, 3985 nucleotides. It is a transcript of the gene mlip, whose product is annotated as muscular LMNA-interacting protein. The transcript is spliced from 12 exons. Lineage: Eukaryota; Metazoa; Chordata; Actinopteri; Cyprinodontiformes; Rivulidae. The coding region runs from base 95 to 2575 and encodes 826 amino acids. The record is from RefSeq and is a predicted model, not a curated record.